AUGAGAUUAUGUCCAAUUUUCAUAUAUGCAUUUACCCUAUAUACCAUGAUUGUAAUUGGAGUAGUGACCUACGACUGCUGUACUAAAAUCACCAUCACCUUUGCCGGCUGCUUGGCAAUGGCCCUUUCCUGCCUCACCGGUCUGCGAAUUUGCCAACCUUCAGUCUCUACAAAUGAAACGUUAAUUGAAAGGCCACUUGAACAUUUAGACGAAACGAACUUGUAUUGGUCUAAGAAAUUGCAGAGUAAAUUGACUCAUCUCCAGCAUGGACUUAAAUGCGGUUCUGUCGAGUUUGCUUUCAACCAUGGUACCACAACUCUUGCGUUCAAGUAUUCCGGUGGUGCCAUUGUUGCUGCUGACUCACGUGCAUCAUCUGGGUCUUACAUAGCUUCUGGGACAACUGAGAAGAUUCUGAAGAUAAACCAAUAUCUCCUGGGAACCAUGGCUGGUGGAGCGGCUGACUGUGCCUACUGGGAACGCGUUCUAUCCAAGCAGUGCAGGCUUUUCGAGUUGCGCAACAAAGAAAGAAUGUCAGUCGCAGCAGCUUCUAAAUUGCUCGCGAAUAUGCUGUUUGAAUACAAAGGCGCCGGUCUUAGUGUUGGUACAACUAUUGUUGGUUGGGAUAAAAAGGGCCCUGGUGUUUACUAUGUGGACAAUGAUGGUCAUAGGAUGGCGGGUGAUCUUUUUUCCGUUGGUUCUGGAAGCAUGUACGCUUACGGAGUGCUAGACACACACUAUAAAUACCACAUGAAAGAUGAAGAUGCAUACGAACUUGCUCGCAGAGCUAUAUUCCACGCUACUCAUCGCGAUGCAGCUUCCGGGGGGAUUAUUAACGUAUACCACAUGACAAAGGAUGGUUGGAAAUUUAUCGGCAAAUACGACGUUGCUGACCUGUAUCACAAAGACUGGGAACUGCGACAAACUUUCCAAGCUGCCGUCUAUCUCUUGGCCCCGGAAGUAGUGUUUAUCCUUGGUGAUAUCUUUGACGAAGGUCUGUGGAUAAAUGACGAUGAACUGGAUUCUGAACUCAUUCGCUACAGGCGAAUAUUCCAUCAUGAUCCGUCUGUUACGAUCCUCAAAAACAUUGUUGGAAACCAUGAUAUUGGAUUCCACUACGCCAUUCAUCCAUACUUUGAUUACCGUUUUCGUCGAAAACUUACACCAGCAGCCAACAGCUCCGCAGUCCGUUUGUGGACACACGCCGGCGUUCACUUCGUUUUAGCCAAUAGUAUGGCUUUUGAAGGCGAUGAGUGCAAUCUUUGUUCGGAGGCGGAAUACGACGUAUAUGCGAUAGGUCAAUAUCUUUCAUGUGCACCCAUGGCCCGUUCCGCCAAAUGUGACCCGAGAGUGGAUUAUUCGCACCCACCUUAUCAAUUGGAUAUGGAUAGUGAUCGCAAGCGACCGACGGUUUAUACACGACCCAUUUUGUUGCAACAUUUUCCACUUUUUCGCCCAAACGAACUCGCUUGUCCUGCCACACCACUGGAUGCUAUGCCUGCCCACCUCCGGCGUGUGGCGUACAGGCCGAAAUGGGAUUGUUUAUCUGAAAAAGCAAGCCAACAGCUUCUUAGGCAGCUGAGACCACGUUUGGUGCUGUCCGGACAUUCUCACUACUCUUGUCUCUUGCACCAUAAAAUAAUCAACGAUCAUUCAGAGGAGCUCAUUCCUGAGAUUACUGUUGCCAGCUUCACUUGGCGGAAUGUUCAAACUCCAAGUUUUACUUUACUCACAGUGUCCCCUACAGAACAUGCCACGGUUACUUGCUUUUUACCCAAGCAGUCCACUAUUUUUAUACUUUAUAUUUCAACUUCUGCAUGUACCCAACUUUGCCUCGCUUCAAUGGCUUCCAGCUCUGACGAUGUACAAGGCUCGUCUCGCUUGAUUGGCCCGUCUUUAGAGGCUGAUGAUGUCUGCCCUGUUGGAGGCAUCGGGCCUGCUCUACCCCUGGAUGUUUUCAAAUCAAAAAUUAUGCAAGAGAACAAGACCUGGGAUGACACUGAGGAUUCACGUGCUGAGAACUUGGCCACUAUCGGUCCUUUGGUUCCUGGACAGGAGUUACAGGAAGAAUUCCGACACCUCAAAUCAGGACCUACGAAUCGAAAUGAUCCGGGCGAAUUGGAUAAAGUUAAACUCAAACGAGAUGCUUGGAUGACGGAGCUAUUGCCCAUAUCCCGUGAAGCUGGGGCUUUGAAAGCAAGGAAGUUUGAGCAAAGGAUCGCGUCGGCUUCUGGUGCUUGCGAUAGCUCGUGGUUCAAGGUACCAGGUUCUGUUGAUUCCGGCCCGAGUUGUGCUGAAACAGUAGAGAAGCAAACUGCGGUGACGUCAUGGGAACGCGAAGCCGAUCGGGAAUAUGACAAAAGAAUGGACGAAAUGCUAUGCAAAACUCAAACAAGUACGGGUCGAGCGAGCCUUUUAGACCUUCACAAAAAGAAGUCAGUCAAAGAAAAUAAAAAAGAGUCUAAAAAGGAGAGACGAAAGAAGCACAAGUCCAAGCACAAGAAGCACAAGUCAGACACCAUGAUCUCUCGUUCACCUGAAAAGCCCACGAGGCGGCCGUUCGAUCGUGACAGAGACUUGAAGGGCCAUCUAAUGGAUCCUGCUGCUCGUCAGGCACUGAUCCAUCACUCAAAACAGCUUUCCAGUCGAUUUGGACAUGGGUCCAGACACUUCCUGUAA
Molecule: messenger RNA, 2676 nt
Organism: Dicrocoelium dendriticum
Lineage: Eukaryota; Metazoa; Platyhelminthes; Trematoda; Plagiorchiida; Dicrocoeliidae
Source: the annotation of a GenBank genome assembly